Molecule: messenger RNA, 2176 nt
Organism: Megalops cyprinoides (Indo-Pacific tarpon)
Lineage: Eukaryota; Metazoa; Chordata; Actinopteri; Elopiformes; Megalopidae
Gene: xbp1
Product: X-box binding protein 1
Cellular component (GO): nucleus
Molecular function (GO): RNA polymerase II transcription regulatory region sequence-specific DNA binding; DNA-binding transcription factor activity, RNA polymerase II-specific
Source: RefSeq, a predicted model, not a curated record
AUGCAGGAGGAACUACUGAAGAAUUUUGAGGAAAAACUGGGGCAGCGAACACGGGAAGAAAUCAGGCGAUUUCUUCGCAGUUAAAUUAUUCAGCCCAACAUUCUUCGCACCAGGAUCUUAUUUCGAUCCCUGAGACAGUAAAGUAUGGUGGUUGUGACUACAGGGACAGGAGGCACCCACAAAGUCCUUCUGAUCUCCGGGAAACAGACUGCCUCGUCUGCCGGAACACAGGGGGGAUUCAGCCGGUCCAUUUCGGUCAUGUUGCCUUCGUCUGGAAAUCAGGCGUCGUCAGAUUCAGAUUCAAACGGAUCUGGACCACCGCAACGCAAAAGACAGCGGCUCACACAUCUGAGUCCAGAAGAGAAGGCACUGAGAAGGAAACUGAAAAACAGAGUUGCCGCCCAGACAGCCAGAGACAGGAAAAAGGCCAAAAUGGGGGAGUUGGAGCAGCAGGUCUUGGAGUUGGAAUUGGAGAAUCAGAAACUCCACAUUGAAAACAGACUGUUACGUGAAAAGACAGAUGGGCUUCUGACGGAAAACGAGGAAUUGCGUCAGAGGCUGGGUUUGGACACGCUGGAAACCAAAGAGAUGGUACAGGUGCUGGAGUCCAACGUGGAUGAUGUCAGUUUGGUGAUCGGGUCUUCUGAGUCCGCAGCACUCAGGCUACGUGUGUCCGCAGCAGGUGCAGGCCCAGCAAUCGCCAAAACUGAGUUCCAGUUGGAUACUGGCAGUCCUGACUCUACAGACUCUGAGUCUGAUCUCUUGCUUGGCAUUCUGGACAUCCUUGACCCAGAGCUCUUCCUCAAGUGCAGUGAUCCGGAGUCCCAGAACCUGCCGGAGCUGGUCGAGGCCGGGGAAGAUUCAGUACCCACCUCCCCAUCUCCGCCUCUGGGGGCCCCACCAGUUAAGCUGGAAGCCCUUAAUGAACUGAUCCACUUUGACCACAUCUACACCAAGCCUAUUGAGGUGACAUGCGUGGAGCAGAGUGAAGAUUGCAUCCCCGAUGUGAAAAUUGAGGAGGAGGAGGUGGUGGUCGUGGAGACGGUGUCUGUCAAGGACGAGCCUGAGGAGGUUGAGGUGGUCACGGAGAUGAGGGUGGACGACUUCCUCUCCCCGGCCUCCCCUCCCCUCGGCAUGCCGGAGAAGGCUGCCUCCUACCUGAUGGAUGCUUAUAGCGACUCCGGCUACGAGCGAUCCCCCUCCCCCUUCAGUAACAUGUCCUCCCCCCUGUGCCCAGAGAGCACCUGGGAUGAUGUUUUUGCCAAUGAACUCUUCCCCCAGCUGAUCAGUGUGUGAAUCCCCCCCAACGAACGCCCUCCCCAAACUAGUCCUAUCAGUCUAAUUUCGUAUAACGUGUAUAGUGGCUGUACUUUAUUGUUGUAAAGGCAGUAGAGGAACCCCCCCUUCUGGGGUCAGACCAAUGUCAGAUAUAUUUGCUGAAUGCAUAAUCUCCUUAUUCCAGCAAGUGGCUUUACUGGACUGCAGUAUUGUGGGUCAUCAUCCUGAACUGACCUGUUGGAUAUAGUUAACAUCUUUAAUUGUCAUCUCUUCAGUACUUAAGAUUAUAUUAAAUCUUUGACAGAUGAAUUGGAUAUGGUCAUACCAGAAAUUUGACAAUUCUUUCUGUAAAUUGUUAUGGGGAAGGGGGGGGACUAAAUUGUUUAAAAUGGCAUAACUAUUUAUUUGUGCAUUUGCUCCAUGGAGUCUUUAUUGUAAUCUGUCCUUAGCAUGUAUAAAUGCUUAAUUUACCAUGUAAAUUUUCACAAUCGAGGGAUGCUUUCUUUACGCAAUAAGUUCUGCAUUAAAACCAUGCAUUGACUUGCGUCUCCUUGUGGUUUUCCAUUGCACUGUUCUGUUGUUGAAGGGAAGGUGUCUAAUCCUUGACUAUCUGGAAGACUAUGACUAAUAUGUUUGUGCUGUCACCACAGUAGGAGGUCCAUGCAACACAGGUCGCUCUGGCAGAAGAUGCGACCAUACUACAGUGUACCAUUUAAGCAUUGGUCACAAGUGAUAAAGGGUGUGGCCUAAAUCUGCUACAAUUUAUUCCACUCCACAUGAUUGAAAACUGAGUGCUUAUCACCAAGUGAUAACAUUUUGGUCUUUAUGUUUAGAACAUUACAUUAUUGUCAUUUAGCAGACACUCUUAGCAGUGACUAGAACAACUUUUAACUGGUAC